Molecule: messenger RNA, 7537 nt
Organism: Canis lupus familiaris (dog)
Lineage: Eukaryota; Metazoa; Chordata; Mammalia; Carnivora; Canidae
Gene: C8H14orf132
Product: chromosome 8 C14orf132 homolog
Exons: 2
Coding region: 195-446 (83 amino acids)
Source: RefSeq, a predicted model, not a curated record
GCGGGGUCCGGGUCUGGAGCCGAGCGCGCCGAGCCCGCGAAGCCGCCACCCGGGGCUGCUGAGCUGAGGUCGGCGGCGCCGCGGGGUCCGGGGCCGGCUGUGCCGGCAGCUGCACCCGCAGGAGCAGGAGCAGGUGCAGCAGGUGCAGCAGGUGCAGCAGCGAGGACCCGCGCGCGGGCGGCAGCGGCGACACCAUGGAUCUGUCCUUUAUGGCCGCGCAGCUGCCCAUGAUGGGAGGCGCCUUCAUGGACUCGCCCAACGAGGACUUCAGCACGGAGUACUCCCUCUUUAACUCCUCCACCAACGUCCACGCGGCCUCCAACGGCCAGGGCCAGCUGGAGGAGCCCCCGCGGUCCUCCAACGACGCCGUCUUGCUCUGGAUUGCCAUCAUAGCGACACUGGGGAACAUUGUGGUGGUUGGGGUGGUGUACGCCUUCACCUUCUGAGGUUCGGGCGCCCACGAGCUCCGGGCCGGCUCACCCCGUGCUGGGCUCACGGCAGGGCCAGGCUUUGCUCGGGGCACCGGCACUGUUGGCCUUUGGCUGUGCCCACAUUCUGGAAUCAGGAGCUCUGACCACACACACAGCCUCUCCGGGGGCAGCGACCCUGCAGGGUCGGGAAUUCCCCCAAGCAGCCCUGAUUUCCAAAUUUUCCUUGCUGUGGUCAAGCUGAUCCAGAAAACACGGGAGCGUGAGCUUCCAGCCCCUGGAGGCGUGAUGGGGCAAAGACUUCGAGGAGCAAAUUGGAAGAUUUUUGAAACCGUAUUCCAAAAAGGUAAGACCAGAGGAAACAGCCAGUUAGGUGUGAAAUAUGGACAUGGUUGGACGAUCGCUUGCUGGCAGUAAAUAAUCACAUAUGUGUCUUGUUUUUAUGCCAACUUACACCCCUGGUGUGUGGGGUGCCGGGCAAGAGCAGCCCUCAGAACUGGCGUGUUCCCAGCCCAGCCUUGGUCUCCCACUCAGCCCUCUGGAAUACCGGUGGUGGUUACUGGGCCACAGAACAUUCCUCGUGUGACUUGGACAGGGCACCUCUGUCACCAGACACUUGGCCCCUUUUGAGACCCGGAUGCAUCGGGAAAUCCAAGGCUGGGGAAUUACUGGUGACGUGGUGGGAUUUCCCAGGGUGGGGGGUUCUCUGCUGGACGGACUUGCUCUUCUUUUUAAAAAGAGAAGCAGCGCCUUUAAAACUGCAGAUCUGCCAAGUAGUCAAGUCUUCAGACCACCUGCCUGAAGAUGCUCUUUCUCCUCUGAGCAAUCACGGGACUUUAGGGAUGGCGGGCUCAUGCCCACCUGAUCUUCCGACGGAUGGGAGGGAGAGGGCGAUUGGCCUGUGAUCACAGGGCAGGGUGCUGGAGCCCCCGGGGCAGGAGGGACUCUUCCUGACUCACUGGGCUCUCUCAGCCCCAAGGAAGCACUGUCUUAAGCAAAUUCCUACUUCUCAGCUGUCCUCGGGGAGAAUGCCUAUGGGGUCUGGAAGCUGUAUGCCAGGUGGGCAGGGUGCUCAGACUCCUGCAUUGUACCCUGGGUUUGGCGACCGUGUUCCCCUGCAAGUGGGGACGAGCUCUGUCUGAGUCAGCCUCCUUGCAUUCCUCCAAGCCAGUGGCUGGGGGGUCUGGGAAGCAGGGGAGCCUCCUGCAAAGACCAGAACAGGAUGGGAGGCACUGGGAGAGAGGGGCAGCACGGAAAAGGACUCGCUCUUCUGUCCUUAGGAAAGGCCCCUGCACGGUACCUCCCUUCCCCAGGUGGCUCCCCUGUGCCCAGCAGAGUGGGAGAGGCUCACAUGCGGGCUCCCUCACUUACAGGCCAGGAGUGGCUUUCUCCUCGCCCCCCUGCUCCCCCAUGCCGUGCAAAAGAAAAUAAAUGCUCUAAACGUCCCCUAUGUGGUUGAGAAACUUAAAAGCCUGGGUGGGAACCUGUGGUGCUGUUUGGGGACAAUUGCAAAAAGGCUAAUUGUGUGUCCCUGUGGUCUCAGGAGAAAUGAGUGUUCCUGAUGACAGGCAAAGGGACAUCUUAAUUGUCCAGAGGCAGUCAUUCGCCUGCGAGGUUGGCGCUGAGCUGCUGUGAUAACAGGAUUACCAGCCCAACCUCCAGACAGCGUUAGCAGACGGCCGCCAGUUCUGUUUAGCCACAUCUGUCACUGUGGCUGUGCACGCGUGCACAAAUGCUGUGGCUCAAGUGGAGGUCACGAGCGCAGAGAGCCAGCGUGACCCUUGCAGAGAGGGACCUUGUGCCUGGGCUCCUUCUGGAAUCACUGACAGGGCUGUGCUCUCCGUGGGACCAAGCCGGGGGCUGGGCUGCGUGACUAGCCAUGGCGUGGCCGUCACCCCGGCUACUUCUCUAGCAAACUCUUCUCCGUCCCAAGCCCCCACGUGUGCCCAAUCAGCAAGGGCUUUUCUUAUACAGGUGUCUUCAGGAGAACCCAAGGAGGAGGUCCAGAGCCAGGAUGGGGAACCAAGGUGAUGCUUGGUGUCUUUGUGGGGGUCACUCUGGCCCAGAUAUCCUGAUUCCUUACCUUCUGACCCCACAGCCUCAAAGGAGCCCUGUGAAGAGGCAGGUGACAGCUCCCUGUCCUCCAAAUGGCCUGCGGCAGUGGCAGUGGGAGAGAGGGUUCUGUGUGCUGUGACAGAGGAGGAGCAGAGAGUGUGGUCCUAGCUCUAAGGAAAGACUCCACGUAUCCAGGGCAGCCCUGGCGGGCCGGGUGUUCUCUGGGUAAUUCUGGGCACAGGGGUCUCCCCCGUGAAGGCUUUCAUUUCCCCUGGCAUAAAUGCCAGUUAAAUUCAACUUCCAAAUAUUUCUCUCUCUUCAGUGUCAGGACCACAGACACAGGACCUGGAGCUUGAGGGACCAUCUUAUUCAAACUGCCUUCUACGAUUGUCCCAGUCUCCUACAGUAUUUUUAUCCAUUUUUUUUUCCCACCACCACUUAGAUAACAACAAGGAUAGAUGUGCAUGAGAAUGUCCAAUUAAGGGUAAAGGACAGAUUUCCAGCCAGAGAGGGUGCUGUGCUGUCCCGCCUGCCUUACUUAGCUCGGCUCUGUCUUGGAUGUUAGGUAACAGGCAGGCACCGGGCUAGAGACGCACAUGUAUGUGUUUAAUCUGGAUGAUUACCUCACAGCAUCAUUGCUCCAGUAUGUAGAUAUGGAACCAGAAGCUCAGAGGGGCGGAGAGCUUACCUGAGGCCACACAGCAUGAAAGUGGUAAGCUGAGAUUUGAGUGUGGACCCUCCGGCUCUAAAGCCAGCCUCCUGCUGCUGCACCAUGCUGCCGUCAGUGGCUGGGUGGCACCUCCAGGGUACAUUUAAACAAGGCUCUGGGUCUACAGAGGCCAUUCCCCAAGGCCCCAUGUCAUGGUGUGGCCCGGGCCAGCUCUGGCUUCCUCCACAGGUAGAAGUCUGAUCGUCCCCCGAAUGGGGCAUGCUCGUCCCCCUGCCCAUUGCCCUCUCUUUGUUUAAGCUUCAGGGAUGGGGCCCUGUUACCUGCCCCUCUCUUUAAAAUUGAACACAAGAGUUUUUGUGUGGCCAGAGAAGUUACUAGAGAGCAGCUUUCUUGGGAGACGUGCAGAAGGACCCUGACCAUGACCUAGAGCCCAACAAAGGGGCUCAUGCAAGGAGGGAGGCUCAGGCAGCCAGAACCGCCGAGGAGGGUCAGGAUGGUCCGUGUUGUGGGUGAGGCUCCAGCCCAGGCUCAGGCCUUCUGUUGAGACCCUCUCCCGAGCAGGCAGGAUGGAGGCUCCUGUCUCACGCCCCAGCCUGGGGCUCCCACCUGGCUUCACCUGGGUAAGGUUGGCCCCAGAGCCCACCUUGACUUAAUGAGCCGAUGCUGAGGAAGAAGGGGCUUGCCUCUUCAGGAGCUGCUCUUCAAUUUUUUUUUUUUUAAUUUAUGAUAGUCACAGAGAGAGAGAGGCAGAGACAUAGGCAGAGGGAGAAGCAGGCUCCAUGCACUGGGAGCCCGACAUGGGAUUCGAUCCCGGGUCUCCAAGAUCGCGCCCUGGGCCAAAGGCAGGUGCUAAACCACUGCGCCACCCAGGGAUCCCAGGAGCUGCUCUUCAGAGAAGGGGUCCUGCAUUUGCUGGAAUGUUCCCCAUGCUUGGGCCUCUGACAUGCCUCCCAUCUUCCCUCUGCAAGCCACAGGUGUCCGUACCUGUGUUUGUUUGCAUGUGGGACACUUCACUGAACAAAGCAACACCUGCUUUAGGAGGGCUGGAGCCACUGUCACGGGAGCUUUGGAGGAGAGGCCAGAGGACACGUUAGCCAGGUGUGUCCCGAGGAGAUUCCACCUCCUGCAUGGGCCUGGGUGGGGUGAUUGCUCUGCUGUCCCUCCCUUUUCCCUGAGAUCAAGGUCAAGAGGCAGGUGAGAGUUUCCUGCCCUCCCCUGCCCUCCAGAGAGAGAUGAUUGUAUCUUCUUUCAGGAGAUCCCUGGGAUCGGAGGGAGAAAGUUAGGGAGGGCAGGCUGGUACCACUUGGCUGGGGAGGCAAUAAGCCAUUUUCCAGCCUGUUCCAAAUGGAAGGCCUGGAUGCCGGCCAGACCACUAGCGUAUGUUGGAAUCCCUCCCUGGAGACUGGAGAAACUCGGCCAUCGUCUGCUGUGCGCCUGACUCCUUCCAGACAAAUGCUCCUGUCCUUCCUCAGGAGCAUGACCUUCUUUCAUCAUUAGCAGUGAUAUUAUUGAUAAUUAUUAUCCUUACUGUGCUCAUCUAUCAUGCAUCUUCCUUGUGCUGUGCUCUGUUUGUAUCCCAUUGACUUCUCAACCCAUCCCUGAGAGGCAGAAGUGAGGUGCAGAGAAGGGCACGUUAAUUAUCAUCCCCCCUUUUUUUCUGCUGAGAAAACUGAGGCCAGACCAGUGCGUCUGAGAACCCACAUCUAGAGAGCUGUGAUUCAGAUCCGCCGCUGCUGGCUCCCCAGGCUGGGUGGCUACCCGGUGUCUCCCUGCGUGCACGCUCUCCACCGUGAACCCUCUGGAACGGACCGUCCCAGGACGGGGACUCCGAGGCUGGGGCUGUUUGGGUCCUGGAUCAAGGAUUUCAAGUGUAGGUCCUGGAAGGGGGACAGGAGCAUGUGCACAUGUUGAGCAGUCUGAGAACCUCCCAGCAGUAAAGAAGCAUUAGAGAGCCCCCAGUGAAGACCUGUAAUGUCAGGGCGGGUAAAGGGGUGGAGAACUGGCAGGUCCCCGGCUGCCUGGCCCAGGACACCAUCUCCCAGCCUGCUGGGCAGUCACCGGGGAGUGCAGGGCUGGCCCUGGGUUGCCAGCACCAGCCCCAGGACCAGCAUCGUGCUCUCUGCCAGCUGUCCCCCGGCACCCUGGGCCAUGUCCUGGCACGUGCCCUUGACGCCCCCCCCCCAGAAUGAAUGCUAGUUGGGCUGGGUGCCCUGAUGGAACAACCAAGCAGCUGUGCUCAGGGACCCCACAGGAACAGUCAGAGUCCCAUUGUCCUGUAGUGGCCUGCCCCACCUCUCCUGCCCUGCCUGCCCCACGGGCCUCUGGCCUCGGUCAUUCCGUGACAGGGACAUGGGACAGGCCGGCUGAGCUGAGUGCUGAGAGCCCAGAGGGACAGAGUUCAUAAUCUCCAAGCGGAAAAGAAGGAGCCCCUCCAAGAGACUCAGGUCAUCAGAAUCAAGUAGGUGGCCAGAUGUCCCCGGAAAGUCACUUCUGGGAGAUUAGACCUUGGGCAUUUUCUUGCCUCUCUUUUUUUGGGGGGCGGGGCGGUGUGUGUGACAGAGGACAAAAUAGUGCAAACCACAGUGACUGAAGAGAGGAACGAUUCCCCCAGAGUGAGAAGAGGGCAGCUGUCAGGAGCAAAAUGGAAUGGUCGAAAUGUAUGAAAAAUUGGCUCCAUAGAUUUGGGAGUGUAAGUCUGUGUUGUUUGUUUUGAGUCACUGGGAAAGUCAUAAAUUGUUUUAUCAAGAGAGAUGAUAAAAGCAGAGGGAGCCCUGGGAGAGGCAGGACAGGCUGCGCGGUACCCCAGACGUACCCCGCACCCAUCCUUCGGCCAUGGUACGGACUUGCACCUGCUGGAACUCGAGCCAGCUGCUUUCAUGAGGCUCCAUCCUCUGGCCCUGGGUCCUUCCCGCCAUCCCAGGAGGGUGGCUGAGACCUGUCCUGCCUUGGGGUUAAAUCCUGACACAUCCCCAAGGCAUAUGUGCAGGGAACUUGUGUGUUGUGGCAGUUGGGGAAAUCCAGAGCCCUUAUUCUUCACCAUGUGGCUAAGCAGCCACCAGUGAUCCCAGGGGCUGUCCCACUACGGUCUUAAGGAAUGAGAGAAUCACUGCACGUCCAGUCCAAAGCAUUGUCCCAGCAAUCUGGGUGAUUCUGACCAGGGCUCUGUAUGCUGGUAGGAAGGGAGUUUCCAAACGUUCACACUUCGGGGGGACGGAGUCUCUGAGAGGUUUGUGAGAGCUCGGGCUGGUCGGCAGGAGCCCAGGGCAUCCAUGUAGCAACGUUUCUCCACCAUUAUGCCAGUGGUUCUCAAUCUUGGAAGAUUCUGUCCUUUCGGGGGAUCUUUGGCAAUGUCCGGAGACAAUUUUGGUUUUCACAACUUGGUGGGGGGUGACCUUCUACUGGCAUCUAGCGGAUAGGAGCCUGCGAUGCUGUUGAGCACCCCCAACAACACAGAAUGAAUGAACUGGCCCCAAAACACCAAUUGUGGUGAAAUGGGGAAAGCCGGCGGUGGGCAAUGCUAGCUCCAAAGCUCUACCUUUCCCCCUUUUGUGAGUCGUCGAAUGCAUCAGAGCUCUUCUGGGCAACAGCAGGGAUCCCGGCUGCAGCCCUGAGGUCAGAUAAUCCCAGCAGAGGGCAGUGGCCUGCAGCCUAGCAAGUCUUGGGUAUCCAUGGACUCCCCAUUCCCACCACCUUGGGCUCUCAAGGGGAGACUCGGCCCGGAUGGAGGAAGCCCUACAAAGCGGAUGGGAAGGCGAGGCUGAACUUGUCCCAGUAGCUGUGGUCCCUGGGACCCGGAGGGACCUGACUUCUGCUGCAUCUGAGAAGCGCUUCUUGGGGGGGGGGGGGGCAGCAGGGAGCUUGGAAAGGAUGAGGAUGGGAGGGGCUGCCUAACAGCCUGUGGACAAACCUGCAUCUUAACCUUGUUUUUGACUCUCCAUGUGCCCCAUCCCACCCCCCCACCCCUGAUUGAAGGCAUAGUCACACUUUCUACUAUUUAAAGUUUUGCAGAAACCGUAUUGUAACGAGCCGCUCUCCAGACACCAGUUCUUCACGCAGAGAGAAUCAGAAACGUUUCUGUGUCUUACUAAUGUUUUCAUAAUCAACUUGUAAGUAGUUUACUUAAUUAAAAAAAAAAGGUAUUUUAACUAUUCUUGUAACCCUUUGCUACUCAACACCCCCCCACCCCCAGUUUUGCGAUGAGAUCACUAACUUUUACUACAGUGAAAAGACGAUUUCUUAAUGGAGGGCUUCAAGGCGCUCUUUGGUGAAAAAUAUCUAACCUUGAUGGAUGUAAAAAUGUGGCUGUGGAGUCGUGUCCGUUGUCAGCACUAUUGCUUUUGUCUUUUUCUAUUAUGAUCAUUAAACACAAAAACCAAAAACAUUA